Rhodotorula graminis WP1 is the source of this 2077-nucleotide messenger RNA. RefSeq lists its product as uncharacterized. Lineage: Eukaryota; Fungi; Basidiomycota; Microbotryomycetes; Sporidiobolales; Sporidiobolaceae. The transcript is spliced from 5 exons. The coding region runs from base 1 to 1950 and encodes 649 amino acids. Gene Ontology annotation, molecular function: ATP binding; protein serine/threonine kinase activity. Gene Ontology annotation, biological process: protein phosphorylation; actin filament organization; regulation of MAPK cascade. Gene Ontology annotation, cellular component: cytoplasm. The record is from RefSeq and is a predicted model, not a curated record.
AUGUCGGCCCGCUCGGCCGCGACGGGCGACGUCUCGCCGGGCGUGCCGGGCACGCCGGCGGGCAGCACGGCGGGAGGACAUGGGACGCCUGGCGGCGUGAGCGUCGGGGCGGGGCAGCGCUCGAGUGGGGACCGGGAUAGUGGGAGCGCGGGAGGGGCGAGCGCCGCAGGGACGGGCAAGGAGGGCAAGAAGAGCAAGGGCUUUGGGAGCUUCUUCGGUGCGUCUGCGUCUCUCUCUCUCUCUUUCCGCUUCGUCGUCGACGGCUCGAGCGGGACUGACGCAGCUCAACUCCCCGCCGCAGCCGACGUCUUCUCGAACACGGGCGGUGGCGGCAGCAGCAGCAGCAGCCGCAAGGUCGAAAUCUCGACGCCGUACGACCCGGUCCACCUCACGCACGUCGGCUUCAACUCGGACACGGGCGAGUUCACCGGCCUGCCGAAGGAGUGGCAGCAGCUCCUCCAGAACGCCGGCGUCUCGCGCGAGGAGCAGGCGGCGCACCCGCAGGCCGUCGCCGAGAUCGUCGCCUUCUACCAGGACGCGACCAAGGGCAUGACGGCGCCUCUCGACACCGAGGACGACGCGCCUGCUCCCCCUCCCGGCGUUGCGCCUCACCGUCCGCCGCCGCCGUCGUCGCAGCCGUCCCAGUCGUCCCUCGACCGCGCUCGCGACCUGCGCUACACCCAGGACCGCAGCCUCGGCCCGACCGCCGUCCCGCCCUCGUCCGACCGCCGCACGCCGACGGGUCAGAGCGCCGCCGACUCGCUCCACCGCUCGCAGAGCGAGCGCGUGUCGCCCUCGCCGACGCCGCCGCUCGCCCAGCCGACCAAGUCGGCCCUCGACCGCGCGCAGAGCCAGCGCGCCCCGACCUCGUCGUCGUCCCUGUCGUCGGCGCCACCCGCUCCGCACCGUCCUGCGCCUGCAAAGCCGCCAGGCGCCGGCUCUGCGGGCGCGCUCGCCAAGAAGCCGUCGCUCGCCGCCAAGGCCGACGACGGCGCGCCGGUCAAGCCUGGCGGGCCCGGUGCGCACCCGAGGCGUCGCGAGCCCAAGAACCGGGCGGGCAAGGAGGGCGACAUCGUGCAGCGCCUGCAGGCCAUCUGCACCGACGCCGACCCGACCAAGCUCUACCGCAACCUCGUCAAGAUCGGCCAAGGCGCAUCCGGCGGCGUCUACACGGCGUACCAGGUCGGGACCAACCUGAGCGUCGCGAUCAAGCAGAUGAACCUCGAGCAGCAGCCCAAGCAGGACCUCAUCAUCAACGAGAUCCUCGUCAUGAAGGAGUCGCGGCACGCCAACAUCGUCAACUACAUCGACUCGUUCCUGCUCCGAGGCGACCUGUGGGUCGUCAUGGAGUACAUGGAGGGCGGCAGCCUCACCGACGUCGUCACGUGCAACAUCAUGAGCGAGGGCCAGAUUGCCGCCGUCUCGCGCGAGGUCCUUCAAGGCCUGCGCCACCUGCACUCGCGCGGCGUCAUCCACCGCGACAUCAAGUCGGACAACAUCCUUCUCUCGAUGCAGGGCGAGAUCAAGCUCACCGACUUUGGCUUCUGCGCGCGCAUCAAGGGCGACGAGUCGAAGCGGACGACCAUGGUCGGCACGCCGUACUGGAUGGCGCCCGAGGUCGUCACGCGCAAGGAGUACGGCCCCAAGGUCGACAUCUGGUCGCUCGGCAUCAUGGCGAUCGAGAUGGUCGAGGGCGAGCCGCCGUACCUCAACGAGGCGCCGCUCCGAGCCCUGUACCUCAUCGCGACCAACGGCUCGCCGACGAUCCAGAACCCGGAGCAGCUCAGCACCGUCUUCCGCGACUUUCUCGCCGUCGCGCUCGAGACGGACGUCGACCGCCGACCCGACGCGGCGGGCCUCCUCGACCACGCGUUCCUCGCAAAGGCGGCACCGCUCGCGACGCUCAACCCGCUCAUCGUCGCCGCCAAGCAGGCCGCCAAGAAGAGCUAGUCGUCGCUCGUCCCGCCUCUCCUUCCGUUCCCUGUACUCCCCCCUCCCUUCUCCCACUCGCGGUCGUGGUUCUCCUCUCCGUCGCGCUGUUGUGCAGUGAAUUAAUCGCCCGGCCUUUUGCACUGUC